This is a messenger RNA of Salvelinus namaycush (lake trout), 1470 nucleotides long. Its product is annotated as ER membrane protein complex subunit 2-like. The transcript has 11 exons. NCBI's taxonomy places the organism in Eukaryota, Metazoa, Chordata, Actinopteri, Salmoniformes, Salmonidae. The coding region runs from base 63 to 950 and encodes 295 amino acids. The record is from RefSeq and is a predicted model, not a curated record. Gene Ontology annotation, molecular function: protein binding. Gene Ontology annotation, cellular component: EMC complex. Gene Ontology annotation, biological process: protein folding in endoplasmic reticulum.
GUGAGCAGAAAGAAACAAGCCACACCCAGUUCAAUGACGUUGAACCUGUGCUGCCAAGAAAGAUGGCGUCGGUAUCAGAAAUGUACGAUGUAACCUGGGAAGAAAUGAGAGACAAGCUGCGGAAGUGGAGGGAGGAUAACCACAGAAACAGUGAGCAAAUCGUGGAUGUUGGUGAAGAAUUAAUAAAUGAGCAUGCGUCCAAACUUGGAGAUGACAUAUGGAUAAUUUAUGAGCAGGUGAUGAUAGCUGCGCUGGACUGCAGUCGGGAUGAUUUGGCUUGGACUUGUCUACAGGAACUGAAGAGGCAGUUUCCAGGUAGCCAACGAGUGAAGCGAUUAGCAGGCAUGCGGCUGGAGGCUUUGGAAAAGUACGAGGAUGCCAGCAAGCAGUAUGAUUCAAUACUGCAAGACGAUCCCACCAAUACGGCGGCGAGGAAGAGGAAGAUCUCGAUUCUGAAGGCCCAGGGGAAGAGUGCCGAGGCCAUCCGCGAGCUCAACGAGUAUCUGGAGCAGUUCGUCGGUGACCAGGAAGCGUGGCACGAGCUGUCGGAACUCUACAUCAACGAGCACGACUAUGGAAAAGCAGCUUUCUGUCUGGAGGAGCUGAUGAUGACCAACCCUCACAAUCACUUGUACUGUGAGCAGUACGCUGAGGUGAAGUACACCCAAGGGGGGCUGGAAAACCUGGAGCUGUCCAGAAAGUAUUUUGCCCAGGCUCUGAAGCUGAACAACAGAAACAUGAGGGCCUUGUUCGGUCUGUAUAUGUCGGCAAGCCACAUUGCUGCCAGCCCCAAAGUGAACGCCACGGUGAAAAAGGCCAAUGUGAAGUAUGCUACUUGGGCCACCAAUCAAAUCAACCGAGCCUAUCAGCUGGCCGGUCGCGGGACAAAGGAGAACAAAUGCUCCGUGAAGGCCGUGGAGGAGAUGCUGGAGUCCAUCACCAUGUCCUAGGCCCCACCCCCAACUCUUACACCCCCCCCCCCCCCCCCCCCCUUCCCCUGUUCUACAUGGCUCAACAAGGCAGCUCUGUUGGCUCAAUGCUGUGCACCCUCCCCUCCCCCCUCCAGACUCGGAACACCACCUUCCCUCCCUCUGUUAUUAGAUGAUUUAAAGCAGGACUGCGUCUGAAAUGACACCCUACAUAGUGCCCUUUAUAGUGCAGUACUUUUAACCCAAGCCCUAUCUGAGCAAAUAUUGUGCACUAUGUGAGAUAUAGGGUGACAUUUGAGAUGUAGGACAGGUAGAUGCUCCCGCAUUGAGAUCAGGGACUGAGAAGUGAGUAGAGAAAAGGCUGUAAUAAAUGCUCAUGUAAAGAGAGGGUUUAGACAGGUCCGUCUUUAUGCAGCUAGGCCCUCCGACAUUUCCUUGUCUGUAAUUGAAAUAAAAUCAAAUGUUUUUAUCAUAACUAUAGUUUUUUCCCCACUGUCAGUCCAUCCAGAUGUCUUAAUAAAGGUUUGAAUUCUUUGCUGUC